AUGUCGUUCAAGUCGCGUUCCUUCACGGGGGUGGCCAACGACAGCCAGAGCUCUGAGCAGCUGAUCAGACAGAAGAGGGACGAGUUCAUCGCGUCGCAGAACAAGUUUGGCUUUGGCAACGAGGUGUUUGGGGUGCCCUUGGAGAAGUCCAUCGAUGUGGCUGAAUCGCUCAUCUCCGUGCCCUCGGAGGACCCUGGUGACUUCAUCAGGUACGGGAGAAUCCCUUUGCUAGUUGGCAAAUGUGGUUCGUUCUUGAAGGAGAAGGGGUUGGGUGUUGAAGGAAUAUUCCGUGUGACGGGCUCCUCCAGACGGGUCAAGGAGCUGCAGUACAUCUUCAGCACGCCGCCCGAGUAUGGGCGUAAGCUAUCGUGGGACGGAUACACGGUGCACGACGCUGCGUCGCUAUUCAGAAGGUUCUUGAACAACUUGCCGGAACCGCUUGUUCCGCUUGACCUAUAUGAGCAGUUUAGAGAGCCCGUUCGCUCGAGACCAAGGAUCAUCGAGCACAGAAUCGCCAAAGAUUUACGUAGCGCCUUGAAGGAGUACCGUGUGCUGAUUGAUAAGUUACCCUUGGAGCAAAAGCACUUGCUCUACUAUCUCUUGGACCUGUUGACGAUGUUUGCAGAUAACGCAAAGAAGAACCUCAUGCCUGCGAGAAACCUAGCUGCGAUAUUCCAGCCCUCCAUACUUUCACACCCGGAUCAUGAUUUGAAUCCGGAUGAAUAUGCUCUUUCACAGGCAGUGGUGGAGGUGUUGAUUGAAUACUCCAAGAGACUUUUACCAGAUGUCAACAAGCGUCCAUCGGAACCACCAACCACGAGAAAUUCCAGUACAAAUUUGCUGUCAGUACCACAGUCAGCUUCAGGCUCAAGACCACAUUCUCGUUCGCUUUCAGCAGCUAAUGUUAUACCAGAUGUUAUCAACCCAACAACGUUGACCACACAUAUAAACCAUUCGGAGUCCAAUCUAUCAAAACAUUCUGGUGGAGAGAACACCACUGAUGAAGAUAUAGAGGCCCCAACGAAUACCAUCAAAUCAUCACCUAUUGAUAUCCCACAGAUUAACGUGUCAACGUUGAAUCCGAAUUCCAACUCUGAAACUGUGAAACCAGUAACUUCACCGAGGGCUGUCCAUAUGACUUCCAUAGAGUCUCGUGAUUCCCGUUGGAAGAGUGGCUCUGAUCUUGAAACACCAAGUGGUAACAAGAGAGAUUCGUGGUUCAAACGUUUACGGAGUCCAUCCAGAGGAAUCAAGGAUUAAGGGCGGAACGAAUCACAUGCUCAUGAUAUACCAACGAAAUCUUGUGGGAUUCACUAUCCAUUAUUCUAUCAACCAGAGACUAUGCUUUAAAUGCGAUUGUUUUAUUUGACUUUUUCUUUGUUUUUAUUGUUGUUGUUUACCCUUCAUCCGCUUUUUGUACAACCUUUUGGUUGAUGCUUGUUUAAUGCCCUUUUCAUUCUUUUGCUUUAAUUCUUAAAUACAAGUCCAAUUUUUUUCUGCAAUUAAUCAUCGAUUAGGAGAUAUUUAUCAUAUCAUUCCACAAUCUCAAUUUCAGAAUCUGUCUUUGGCUUUUUCGUGACGUGGGUAUCAUCAUAGUCUUGGGCUUUAGCCUUUCUCUUAUCAGGGGAGGUUGCUUCUUUAACGUCAACAAUAAGAAGAUCAUCAUCGUUAUCAUUAAUAAGCUCUACACCAUCU
This is a messenger RNA of Williopsis jadinii, 1695 nucleotides long. RefSeq names its product RhoGAP-domain-containing protein. The record is from RefSeq and is a predicted model, not a curated record. The transcript is spliced from 2 exons. Gene Ontology annotation, biological process: regulation of fungal-type cell wall organization; activation of GTPase activity; signal transduction. Gene Ontology annotation, cellular component: cell cortex. Gene Ontology annotation, molecular function: GTPase activator activity. Bases 1 to 1260 code for a protein of 419 amino acids. NCBI's taxonomy places the organism in Eukaryota, Fungi, Ascomycota, Saccharomycetes, Phaffomycetales, Wickerhamomycetaceae.